Molecule: messenger RNA, 1626 nt
Organism: Letharia columbiana
Lineage: Eukaryota; Fungi; Ascomycota; Lecanoromycetes; Lecanorales; Parmeliaceae
Exons: 1
Coding region: 1-1626 (541 amino acids)
Source: RefSeq, a predicted model, not a curated record
AUGCCACCCUCCUCAGAUUCAGUAUCAUCUACAUCCCUCCCCUUCGGCGCCGACGUCCAUACCCAUGCCACCUGGCGCCGCUCAGGUUCGGUCCCGCGCUCUGUGCACCAUAAGCAUCAAUCGGCCAUCGACGAUCAGGGUCCUCAGACAUACUCCGACCUCAUCGCCGACGCUCAGGCCUCCAAUGAUGAGUUGUCUCGCAUCCCCAAUGUACUAGUACCACCGAGCUCAAUAAGAAGUAUACCGAGGUCGUACAAGAAAGUUCUGAGGCAGCAUCGCAUACUGUUCUGGGUACUCAUUGGGAUCUUCAACAUUUCACUCAUCGCUUCGACCGUCGCCAUCGUCCUUGGGGCCGUCAAAGCUCACCAAUACGGACAGAAUGAUGCCAAAUGCGCUGCCAUCAUCGUGGGAGUGUUUGGCUUCUCGGGCAUGGUUGGCAGUGCCGCUGUGAUUUGGCUGAUUUUGACGGGCAGGAAACAGAGAGCAAGACUGGAGAGGCGCUGGGCUGACGAGGAGAGAGUGAAGGAGGCGAUAGCUGUCAGGCAGCGUGAAAGAAACAGCAACAUACACGAUUCUAUCAAGGAUCGAGAGCGGUCUUUGAGCAGGAGCCGCAGUCGAGGUCGGGAUCGGGAUCGUGUUACGAGGCCAGCAGCAGCGGCAAUACCCUCGUUCAGAGCCAUGACACAAACGCCCGCAUCGUCCACUCGAAUACAGGAUCACGAUGCUAUACCUUUGUCGAGAAGGGCGCGCUCCCCUUGGCCCCGCCCUAUGGAUGUCUCUGAUGACGUUGAUGACGACCCCGACAAUGUUAUUGACGCGGAAAACAACAAGGAAAGUACCCAUGAGAAUAACAGGAAUUACGAUAAGAUUGGGAACGAGGAUGAGGAUGAGGAUAAGCAUAAGGAUGAGGAUGAGGACGGGGACGACGGCGCCCACGACAAAGAGGUUGAGGCUCAAGCUACGCAGAAAGUGAGGGAUUCGGCCUCGACAAACUUCCUAGACCUCGACCCCUCGGACAGCGAAAACGAAGACAACAACAGAGCAGAGACCGCCGACCGACCAGACAUCACCCGUCCGGAACCAAAAAUCCUCUCAAAGGUCUCCCUACCACUCGACAAUUCCAAACCCUUACCCCCACUCCCAGACUCCGGCCACGCCUCCCCUACGCCCCUCCCCACCAGCUCCACCUACAUCAACCCCUCACCCGCAGACCCCCGGCCCGCAACCUCAGGCGCCCACGACCCCCCUCAACUCCCUCCGAUCGAACAAACUCCCUUCGACCCGGCCACCGUACCCUCCAACCGCCUCGACACACGAAAUGCGCACACCACCACCCCUCCCCCCCCUCCUCCUCCCACGCUCCCCCGCGGCGAAAACGGCGGCCUCGGCCCCGCGCAGUCGGACGAAAACUUCCAAUCCAUGCUCGACCUGGCGGAAGACGCGGGCAGCGAAGACGAAGCGGCCCGGCGGUCGCGGCGGCGGCGGGUCCGGGAGAGGGUGGAGGCGUGGGCGUGGGACGGGGGGGCGGAGCGCGGGGAGAGGGGGAAGGGGGUGCGGGAGGCGGUCGAGAGGGGCUUGGGGAGGGUGGCGGGGAGGAAGAGGGAGAGGCGGGGGGUGGGGGGGUGA